CUGUGGACGCAGUAUAUCCAGGACCUGCUACAGGUUGAGCAAUUGAAGGGAGCUUCAUCUCAACCAGUGCUGUCCAAGCUGUCUAGCGCAGACUUCAACGGGUGCUUCCUCAACGUGCUCAAGAGCAAGAACAAACAGCUUGUGGACUCGUGUGGCAUAGUGGUGUGGGACUCGAAGAACUUCUUCAUCGUUGUCAAGCCGGAUAACGGGCUCAAAAUGCUGGAGAAGAAGGGAACAAUGUUCAACUUCAUCGUGCCGUUGUACAACGUGUUAGAGCCCGAUGGCUCCAACGAGUGCAUGGAGUUCACCAUCAUAGGCACACGGUUCCAGUACCGAAGCUCUGAUCGAGCUGGACGCAAGUUCAAGGCCAAGAGCGUUGUUGAUCUC
Molecule: messenger RNA, 387 nt
Organism: Williopsis jadinii
Lineage: Eukaryota; Fungi; Ascomycota; Saccharomycetes; Phaffomycetales; Wickerhamomycetaceae
Gene: POP4
Product: RNase P/RNase MRP complex subunit
Exons: 1
Biological process (GO): tRNA 5'-leader removal; rRNA processing
Cellular component (GO): ribonuclease MRP complex; ribonuclease P complex
Molecular function (GO): ribonuclease P RNA binding
Source: RefSeq, a predicted model, not a curated record